AUGGAAAAUAGCCUUACCCCAUCUUCAGGGGAAUCAGGCGGUGCCAAGCCGAAAAAACACAAAUCAAGAUUAGCAGCUAGUUUUCAGGAAGGACAAACACCAUCUACCUCAACAGAAUCAGGACAAUCAGGUGUGAUGGUUCAUAUUAUUUCGGAUUCAAUUGCCAAGGAUGUGGGUGGUAUUUGGCAUACUAAAGUGAUAGCCUUUCCUGGAAUUGGUAUUACUCGUCUAUCAGUAAGGAUUCAAAGUUCACCUUACUUAGUUUCUAAACCCGUCACAAUUAUACAUGUGGGUACAAAUGACAUAAACCCUAGAAAUCCCAACGAAGAAUAUUCUGUGGACGAUAUUAUUAGUUUUUAUAAUAAUAUGAUUACAUUGAUCAGAAAUGUUAACCCACAUACUCAUAUUGUUUUUUCAUCCAUUUUGCCACGUCCAUGUGAUUAUGAACAGACUAAGGAUAAGAUCAAGCAGGUUAAUCAGUUAUUAGAAGUUAAGUGCAAAGAAAGAUACUGCCAAUUUAUUCACUCAUUUAGACCAUUUUUCAAAUACGGCAAACCAGUACGUGCUCUUUUUGCUGUUAGAGAUAAAGGCCUCCAUCUUAACCUGGAAGGUACUCGUCAGUUACGCAAGUUUUUCAUUAACACAGUAUCUCACUUACUUAAAGGUAAACUUGCAAUGUAAUCCUUAAAACAUAUUAAGGGUAUCACCAACACAUAGCACAAACAGAUAUAUCCUUAUCAUUAAAUAUCAAACAAAAAUUUUGGUUCAUUGGAUAAGGACAUAAAAUGUGUUACAAUAUAUUAUAUGAUUCUUAGAAUACGUUUUUCAUUACUCAUUAGAUUGUACUGGAAGUUUUGAUCGUUUGUAUGUGUUGUGAUUUCAAAAAUUUUUGGACUUGAUAGUUGGACUUACAGGGUUGUGAAGGAAGUACUUUAUUCCUUUAGACCUUUACACUUGUAAUGAUAGUACCUUUAUAUCAUUCUAGUGAAUUUCUCCUUCUGAAGAAGGUACCUUUACUUCUUUGAAGGUUUAAGACAUGUGGUAAUGGUAGCUUUCACGUUACUCAUGUCUCACUAGGACUCCUUUGAUGUUGAGAUCAUAACAUUCACAAUCGACCAGGGCUUAUAUCUUGUAUGGUUUUUUAUUUUUUAAUAUUGUAAUUUAUAAACAUGAUGUAUAUAGUGUCAUUAGUAACAUCUUGUCAUGAUUAUUACUUUACAGUUGUAACAGUAUGCAGUCAUGUAAGUGAUUUCAAGUUACAUAAGUAUUUAAUAAAUUUUGCUUCAUUGACUUCCUUCAAUUUAAUUACCAUGUUUUAUUUAAUUUGUCUUAUUUGCUUCAUUUCAUUUGCUAUAAUUUCUUUAAUUUGCCUUUUUUUUUUUGGUUUGGCGGGUUUUGGCGGGAUUUGCUCAGUAUAAGCUCUUUGGCUUAUUCUUGUUUAUUGUUAACAUAUGAUUUACAUUGAAUUUCAUAUGGUAUUUAUUAGUUAGUAAUAAUUGAUUGAAUAUUACUGAUUCAUAUAAAAUAGUUUGAUCUUUGGUAUCGUGUCAUGCAUUUAGAUCUAAUAAAAUUCAUUUGAUUAUUUAUUCUAUUUGUUGUUUUGAGAACUGGUUAUGAGAUAAUUUCAAGCAUUUUAUGCCAUAAAAUCUUUUAAUUAACAAAUAUAACAGCGAUCAUAUAUUUUAUGGUUUUAUUUGGUUCUAUUCUAUUCUAUUCUGAUAGUCAGAAUGGAUAAAUAAUUUGGUAAGCAAGAUUUCUUCCCCUUUAAUACUCUUCAUAAUGAAAGUCAAAUAAAUAUUUAAAUUUACACAUGAAUAACUUUGUAUUCAUCCGCCGAUAGUUUAAAUCAGCUGUUUUGCUGGGAC
Messenger RNA from Mercenaria mercenaria, 1865 nucleotides. RefSeq lists its product as uncharacterized. The coding region runs from base 1 to 681 and encodes 226 amino acids. The record is from RefSeq and is a predicted model, not a curated record. Lineage: Eukaryota; Metazoa; Mollusca; Bivalvia; Venerida; Veneridae. The transcript has 2 exons.